CAACCCGACCCCAAAAUAAUGAACUACAAUUAGUGAGUAUCUUCAAUUCCCCUGCUAGGUUGUGAUAUACACGACCAGAUCCAUCCAAAAAUCUCAAAACUGCCAACCUACUCCCAGCGCCGUUUGCCCCAGCCCAUCCCCCCUCCUUUUGCUUCGAGCGACGGCACAUUGCCGGACCACAAGCGAAGCCCUCCGGCAGCAUUCUUCUGAGUUAUCAUUAUCAGAAGAAAACACAGCACGAAGCAUCUCCAUCCCACCUGUGCUGCGCUCCGUACUCCAUUCCUCUUUCCUCCGCACUGCAGCCCGCGACGGCCCAACAAAGCUUAGUCUCGAGCCCACCAUCCUGGGAGUACCAUGUGAAGUGUGAACCCCUAAUUCCCAAAACGCCCCUACUCUCUCUCGGGCCCCUAACACUUCCCUUCCCUUUUUCCCUCGUCCCCGUUGCCCGCCUUUUCCCCGCUUCCGUCGACGGGAGGGGGCGGUGGCGGCGCUCGCUAGCGCCGCCGGCGCAUGCAGAGAGCUUCUCUCUGAAAAUUCGGCUUUUUGAAGCCUUCUCCUUUAAGCCAUUGGCGGUCGCGGGAUUGCGUGCACCUCCUCCGAUCACUUUUACCGAGUUCUCUUCUGCUGAAGCGAUCAUCGAAGAAGACCGAAUAGAAUUCUCGAACCCCUUUUUUUUCUUCCUUUCUAAUAGCCGGAGAGGAUCUGUAUUUAGGGUUUUUCUUUAAAAAAUUAAUUCCCCCUUUCCUGGUUGGUUUGUGUGUGGUCGUUGACGCGGCCGGUGAUGUCGGACGACAUAGUGAUGCAUCUGUCGUCGAAUUCGAACCCUUCGAACCCAUCGCUGCCGUCCAAGCUGGCGAAGCUGGAGGCUCGAAUGGCCGGGAAGAGCUCCUCUCUUCCCUCCAUCCAAUCCGGGUGGCAGCAGCAGCAGCAGCAGCAGCAGCAGCCUCUUGCACCUCCUUCUCUCCCUCCUCCUCCUCCUCCUCCUCCACCUCCUCCGUUGAGGUUUCUGGAGAAAGAAGAGCUUCCCGAGUCCUCUUCUUCCGAUGAUGAUAAUUGUAAUGAGUACUUGAUACAACACAACUCUCAGAAGCGACUUAGAGUGCAAGAAGAAGACCACACCACAGCUCUUCAGCAUUCUGAGGAAGCGGGUGGAAGGAUGAAGGUCGCAGAAGUCACGGACACAAGACCAAGCUUGGGCAACACAAACAAGAAAAAGCAAGGGCGUGGUAGAGGGCGUCCUGCAACGGGCAGGGGACGUGCUUCAAAGAUUACUGAUCAAACACUAUCCUCACCAGCCUCCACAACAAUCACAUCGAAUGGACACUUGGACAAGCCGACCAACAAGGAAUUUCGGUCGAGUGUCCAGCUUGGCAAUGAUGAGAGGGCUGCUUUGCAGGAGGAGAUAUCCUUGUUACGUAGAAGAAUUGGGUUGCUGGAGGAGGAGCUGAAAAAAUCACGCCAAGAAGCUGCCAAUCAUCAUCGUCUCUGUUCCCAGUUAGAAAAGGAAUUGAAGGAUCUUAAAGAGCAUGAUCAACAGGUGAAGACAAAGAGAAUUAAAGUCCUAUCUGAGCUGCUGAUAGCUGUAUCAAAAGCAGAGAGGCAAGAAGCAAGAAUGAGGGUCAGACAAGAAUCUUUUCGGCUAGGCAAUGUUGGUGUUAUGAGAGCUGGAACUGUUAUAUCUGAGACAUGGGAGGAUGGGCAAGCAAUAAAGGAUCUUAAUACUCAUCUUAAAUCUUUGUUGGAGACGAAAGAGGCUAUUGAAAGGCAUCGGAAAUCACUUAAAAAACGACAACCAGAUAAGGGCGAAAGCAGCGAUGUUGAAACUGGCAUGUCUGAAGAAGAUUUCCUUAUACAGGAUGAAAUUUGUAAAUCACGCCUAGCAAGCAUCAAACGUGAGGAGGAAAGUUAUUUCAGGGAAAGGGAACGUUAUGAAUUGGAAAAGGGAAGGCUUAUACGUGAAAUGAAGCGCUUAAGAGAUGAGGAUGGAUCACGCUUUAACAAUUUCCAAAUUCUUAACCAUCGAUAUGCUCUUUUAAAUCUUCUUGGGAAGGGAGGGUUUAGUGAGGUUUACAAGGCAUUUGAUUUGGUGGAGUAUAGAUACGUAGCUUGUAAGCUUCAUGGUUUGAAUGCUCAAUGGAGUGAACAGAAGAAGCAAAGUUAUAUACGCCAUGCUAUUCGAGAAUACAACAUUCAUAAGACCUUGGUGCAUCCUAAUAUCGUUCGGCUAUGGGAUAUCUUUGAGAUUGACCAAAACACCUUUUGUACCAUUUUAGAGUACUGCGGCGGGAAAGACCUUGAUGCAGUCCUUAAAUCAACACCUAUUCUUCCUGAAAAGGAAGCUAGAAUUAUAAUCUUUCAGAUAUUUCAAGGCCUUGUCUAUCUCAAUAAGAGACCUCAAAAGAUCAUUCAUUAUGAUCUGAAGCCUGGGAAUGUUCUCUUUGAUGAGGUUGGUGUGUCAAAAGUGACAGAUUUUGGACUAAGCAAGAUAGUGGAAGAUGAUGUUGGAUCUCAGGGUAUGGAACUAACUUCUCAGGGGGCUGGAACAUACUGGUAUUUGCCCCCAGAAUGCUUUGAUCUUAGCAAGACACCGCUAAUUUCAUCAAAGGUGGAUGUUUGGUCAGCUGGUGUAAUAUUGUAUCAGAUGCUCUUUGGUAAGCGCCCGUUUGGUCAUGACCAGACGCAAGAAAGAAUACUUCGUGAAGACACAAUUAUUAAUGCACGCAAAGUGGAUUUUCCACCAAAGCCUGCAGUGUCAAGUGAGGCAAAGGAGCUGAUUCGUCGCUGUUUGACAUAUAAUCAAGCGGAAAGGCCCGAUGUACUAACCAUUGCUCAAGAUCCUUAUCUCUCAUAUUCAAAGAGGUAGGGAAAUGCUGAUCCCUUCGGCAUAUAUAUAAUAGUAUAUAUAUUGAGAAAGAGAGAAUAGGCAAAAGCCAUUUUCUGUAGAUGUUGUAAAUUGUGUUCUUCAUAAUUAGAAAAUAUUCUGAUCAACAAUUUAUUUCGUCUCUUUUGUUAGUAAUAUAAAUGAGACAAUGUUUCAAGAGGGAAACAAUUUGUGUAAAGAUGCUGCCGAAAGGAGGCUAAAGCAGUAUGGUUGGUUUUAAGCUA
Molecule: messenger RNA, 3105 nt
Organism: Ananas comosus (pineapple)
Lineage: Eukaryota; Viridiplantae; Streptophyta; Magnoliopsida; Poales; Bromeliaceae
Product: serine/threonine-protein kinase TOUSLED-like
Exons: 16
Coding region: 782-2863 (693 amino acids)
Biological process (GO): intracellular signal transduction; chromosome segregation; peptidyl-serine phosphorylation
Cellular component (GO): nucleus
Molecular function (GO): ATP binding; protein serine/threonine kinase activity
Source: RefSeq, a predicted model, not a curated record